AUGGCGUCUUACACAUCACCACGUUCCCCUGUUCCAAAUGUUAUUGUUUCUUCACCGGGUUCAGAUCAUUCCGAUGGAAAUAAUUCAUCAAGAAAUGAAGGGAGAAGACUUAACGUUCAUGAAUUACUAGAUGCUAAUCCCCAAGCAUCAUUGUCUUCGACACCUUUUUCAUUUCAACUUCCUUCGAUUUCAACCAAUGUUAAUAAUAAUAAUAUUUCAAUGAUUACAACAACAUCUCCUUCAUUAACACCAAUGAAUUCAACAAAUCCACGAUUUGUUCAACAUUUACAAAUUCCAGACACAUCCUCACAUCUCUUUGUAUCGGAAGCUCAUAAUUAUCAAUUAUUAUCACCAAAUUCAUCUUCCGCCCCAAAUUCCGCAGUCACACCAACACAACAACAGCCUCCUUCUCCUUUAUUCUAUGGUGCAUCACCAACAACGCCUUCUCCAAGAGCUCAAGAAGAGCUAAAUGAUCCACUAUCACCAUUGACGUUACACGAACGUCGUGAGCGAAAUAAAGUUGCCUCUGCGAAAUAUCGAGCAAAGAAACAUAAACAAACGCAGGAAAUGAGUACACAGAUUGCAGAAUUAAAUUCACGAAUCAGUGCUUUAACCGCGGAAAAUGGUUUACUUUGUCGUCAAGUACAAGAAUUGAAAAGUGAAAAUAUCGAGUUAAAAAAUAUUGUGGAUGAUCUCAAAAGUCAACUUGUUGAGGAUAAAAUUUUGAAAAGACUGGGAAAAGCUGGAGUCGCCUCAAGAAAUUCUUUAAAAGCAAGUACAACUGCUGCGGGAAAACGAGAAAGAGCAAAACACGGAAAUAGUGGUCAUGCCAAGGGAACACUUGGAAAUAAAUCAUCAUCAUGA
Ambispora leptoticha is the source of this 864-nucleotide messenger RNA. NCBI's taxonomy places the organism in Eukaryota, Fungi, Glomeromycota, Glomeromycetes, Archaeosporales, Ambisporaceae. The record is from the annotation of a GenBank genome assembly.